Messenger RNA from Rhincodon typus (whale shark), 747 nucleotides. Its product is annotated as cholecystokinin. The record is from RefSeq and is a predicted model, not a curated record. Gene Ontology annotation, cellular component: axon; extracellular region. Lineage: Eukaryota; Metazoa; Chordata; Chondrichthyes; Orectolobiformes; Rhincodontidae. The transcript is spliced from 3 exons. Bases 92 to 472 code for a protein of 126 amino acids. Gene Ontology annotation, biological process: digestion. Gene Ontology annotation, molecular function: neuropeptide hormone activity.
UCAUAAAUAGCGCUGCUGCAACCAGCGGCAGGUCUCCGUCUCCCUGAAGCAGGAGAGUUCACUACCAGCUGGGAGUACUACACCAACAGCUAUGAACAGUGGGAUCUGUGUAUGCGUGUUCCUUGCUGUUCUCUACUCGGGCUGCAUUGGCGGACUCAUCAAUGGGUCUGACGAUGGGAAUCCAAUUGGCAGGGAGCUGAAGCAAAGCAUUGCCAUGCACCAAAGGCAACUUCGGGAAGCCCAGUCCACUGACCAAGUGAAACCAUUCCAGAGCAGUGAGCAAAGAGCCAACUUGGGAGCUCUGCUCACACAAUACCUUCAACAAAUCAGGAAAGGUUCCUUGGAUAGAGGCACUCCUGUGGGAAGCAAAUUGCAGAACCUGGAUCCCUCCCACAGGAUAAGCGAUCGGGAUUACGUAGGAUGGAUGGAUUUUGGUCGACGCAGUGCUGAAGAAUAUGAAUAUGCAGCAUAAAAAAAGUUAUAACAAACACAUGCCCAAUUCUGUACAAAAGAAGAAAAACAACUUGGAUUUCAAGUCUUAAAAAUGAGUGUUUCAAAUUCUAUUCACUAUGAUCCUUAAUGUGCAUUUGUUUGUAAGACUGUAUGAUGCAAUAUACAUAUGCAGGAUUCUGCAGAAUUGUCUGACUCAGUCCAGUUUCUUAUUAAUAUUAAUGAUACAAGAUUGAAAUAAUUCCGUAUCUCAUCUGUCGAUUUAGUACAUCACAAUAAAAAGAAGCAAAACAGAAA